AUGCUUAUGCUUCUGAAUCCUGGACCUAGUCCCUUGUUUGCGCAACUUGUUACACCAAACAUCCCUGCCAGUUCCUCUGAGAAGGAAAAUUUGGGCGAUAUCAAGGAGCUUCUUCCUGAUGGGUAUGUCUUGCAGGUCCAUCACUAUCAUGAAGCUGAAUCUCACCAUCACCACCAUGAAGCUGGAUUACACCACCAUAACCAUCAUGACAUGAAGUGCAAGAAAGCUGGAUCUUUCCUCAGGCGUGUCCACUGCACCAUCAUGGUCCUUGGCCUAUGGGAGGGUCUUCAUGCUGAUGUGUUCGUUCUUGUUGUGGAAUCAUUAACCAGAUGGAGUGCGAGAUGUGUCAGUAUCUGGAGCAAGGACAUGGUCAAGAAGGAUUUCAUAGGUCGAGGACCUUACCCAACUUAUAUCCUUCCCUCCUCGUCCAGGACAACCCCUCCACCUACCACAAAUCCCUUCCUGCCUCCUCCAGCCGCUUUGGCACCUAAUAUUGCUACUUACUACAGCGAUGACAAAUGUUGUGCACACCGGCCGGUCCGCCAAACCAAGCCUACCGCCACCCUUCUCCAACAUUCUGAGAAGGCGGCUCUCCCAUCACAAACCAAGGCUAUCAAUGCCUUUCAUGCAGCAGAGGCUGCGAAGUUGCCUGAUUCUCGACAUGCUUCCAACGCUGGUGCUGAUCAAACCACCCCCAGCAUAUCCCUGAAUUCACCUCCAGGUGACACUGCACCAUCAGGUUCAAGCUUGGCUGCACUCGAAAAGGGUAAGAGGACUCGCGUUCAAGAAAUUCUUGACAAUGAGUCUGGUGGUGAGGAACGUGAAGAUGCGCGCAUCAAUCCAUGA
This is a messenger RNA of Suillus fuscotomentosus, 846 nucleotides long. RefSeq lists its product as uncharacterized. The record is from RefSeq and is a predicted model, not a curated record. NCBI's taxonomy places the organism in Eukaryota, Fungi, Basidiomycota, Agaricomycetes, Boletales, Suillaceae. The transcript is spliced from 3 exons. Bases 1 to 846 code for a protein of 281 amino acids.